GGGUCCCCGAGGGUAGACAGGCAGGUGAGAGAGACAGACCGAGAAGGUCAAAAGCUGACUCAGAACCAGAAACGAGAGGAACUGGAAGGAAGGGAAGGCGAGCCAGGGAUGCCCCCCACCCCAGGGAAGGGGCAGCCGCUGCCGGGGCCACUCCACCUCCACUCGGGAGGGAAGGCUGCCGGGCCUGGAGGCGCAGGGUUGGGAGGACUCUCCAGCCAGGGGGUAGGGAUCAAGUGGCCCGGACUGAAGUCCCUGCCCCUCCUCGGGCUCUGGCCCUGGUGCAGUCUCCUCCCGUGGCAGCAGUGGUCGCUGGCAGACACCCACACCCCCCCAGGCAGUGCUGCCCCCAGCCAUGCCGUCACCCCGGCUGUACCUUUCCUGUUGUCUUGACCCCCUUCCAGACACAGAAGUAGACCGUCACCCAGCAGGCCAGCGGACACAGGGUCAUCUCUCAGCUGAGGGCCCCCGGAAACGCCAGGCCCCCGGAGAGCCGCAAGACUUUGUUCCUGGGGGAGGGAAAGCCCAUGAGGUCUGUGCCACCAAACGGCCAGGAGACUGGGGGUGUCCCUGGGGUGGGGCCCUCCGCCCGCCGCCCCCGCUGCCGCAGCCCUUGCGUCCAGCCGGUCUCCCCCAUGCACCUGGCCGGCCCGGGCCAAGCCUGCAGCCUGGAGUCGCUGCAGUCUGUGUUCCUGGAGCCUUGGAGCCCCUGUCGGCCCGGCCCCACGCCGUCCCCAGCAGGCCCAGCAGCAGCCCCCCGCUUCCCUCCCCAGGCGGGCAGGCACCACCCACUACGCAUCCCUGGCAUCAUCCCCCCAGGGCCGGGCCCCGACACACGCACUCGUGCCCACGCACACACAUGCAGGCUCGAGCUACGUGUGGGAGACCAGAGGGCUGGCGGGGCCUGGCCCAGAGGUGCCCGACUCCCUUCCAGAACUCGAUGACAGGGACCUGCGUUCAGCAGGCUGGUCACACGUGAGGGUGGCUCAGCUGGCCCCAGCACAGACUUUGAGGUGCACGGGGCUCGCCUGGGGUUUGCCGGUUUGCUGGGAAGCAGUCACGUGCCCAGAGGCCUCGCAAGCGUGACAUCCGGGGAAGGGCGGCGGGGCCUGUUUGCGCAGGCGCCCUGGGAGCCCCAGUGACGUCAGCCGCCGAGGGGCGGAGCUUCCUGUGGGGGCCUCGUUCCCUCAGAAGCUCGUGCUGGGCGUGGAGGGCAGAAGCGAAGCCUGUGGCAGCAUGGAGGCCGCAGCCCGAGGCGAUGGCGGCGGCGUGGCGAGAGGUGGUGAAGGCCAGGGCGAGCCAGAUGGAGCCAGAGGUGUCGCACAAGAGGUUGGAGGUCCACAGGCCUUGCAGCUGCCGCCUGCUCCUGGGCCGAGAGGAGAUGGUUUCCCCGGGGCGGGCAGACGCCGAAUAUGGCGUCUCCGUGGCCACGCCGUCCCACGGCCUGGUGGCCAACCCGCACCGCACCCAGGUGGACGCGCCGCGCCGGGACCAGGUGGAGACGCCGCCUACGGACCAGGUGGACACGCCGCGCCGGGACCAGGUGGAGACGCCGCGCAGGGACCAGGUGGACACGCCGCGCCGGGACCAGGUGGAGACGCCGCCUACGGACCAGGUGGACACGGCGCGCCGGGACCAGGUGGAGACGCCGCGCAGGGACCAGGUGGACGCGCCGCGCCGGGACCAGGUGGAGACGCCGCCUACGGACCAGCCCAGUGAGUGCUGAGGACCCGGGCUGACUCCAGAUUUCCAUCACCUCCGGUCUCAACCAGCCUUCUCUGUUGCUGCGGACCAUGCAGCACUUUGUGCUCCAUGUUUUCACUAAGCCCGGGCCAGGAAAGGGGGCGUAGGACUAACCUAGCGCCUCUUCCUAGGCAGGGCGUCCCUCCCCGGUGCGUUGAUUCCUACACUAGUUGCCACUUUAUUCUGGGGCCCUAAUUGUUUGCUUGCAUUGGUCUUGCGCCCGCUUGGCCCAGUUGUUUCCCUGUUG
Molecule: messenger RNA, 1987 nt
Organism: Lagenorhynchus albirostris (white-beaked dolphin)
Lineage: Eukaryota; Metazoa; Chordata; Mammalia; Artiodactyla; Delphinidae
Product: fibrous sheath CABYR-binding protein-like
Exons: 2
Coding region: 1256-1723 (155 amino acids)
Source: RefSeq, a predicted model, not a curated record